This is a messenger RNA of Spirodela intermedia, 2032 nucleotides long. NCBI's taxonomy places the organism in Eukaryota, Viridiplantae, Streptophyta, Magnoliopsida, Alismatales, Araceae. The record is from the annotation of a GenBank genome assembly.
AUGGGGGACGAGAGGGUGAAGGAGGAGGCCCUACAGAUCCUGGGCGUCUUCCAGGCCCUCCCUCGCCUGGUCGUGUUCGACCUCGACUACACCCUCUGGCCUUUCUACUGGUAAGAAAUACCCGAGUUACGUCUGUUUCUGCUUUGCAUAGGAACAAACCAGUAGAUGCGUAUAUAGAUGGCGUAGGAUGAACGGCUUCUGAAGCACGAAUCGGAUUUAGGAUUCAUCUGAUCAUAAUGAUAGUGAUGAUGCCCUCGGCGUAACAUGGUGAGCAUCUGUUUCCCUUUCAGCGCGUGAUGUAGAGAGCGGGAGGGAUUAGGGUUUGUGUUUGGAAAUCUUUCUUCACCGAGUGAUGGUUGGCUGAUUGAUUGGUUGAAUUCCGAUGCUAACGUGCAUCAUGAGUCUGCUGUUUGCUUUUCCCGAUACGAUGAAUAAUUUUCUUUUCUAGGGAAAUUUGCUUAAAUCUCUCCAACUCUAGCGAAACACGGCAUCAGAAGCCGUCCAACCACUCCCCUCCCAUAUUCCUCUCCAUGGAGCAACAUUUUUGCCGGAAUUUUACGUCCAUCUGAUAAACAGACAGGCUCAUGGACUAGAACGCCACCUUGCUUUUACCCCCUUUUUCCCUUCCUCUGUUUUUCUCGUCUGCAGACUCCGUCAAUCUCCUCCGCCCGACGGCACCUGCGUCCUUCUCUUCUUGACGGCUGACCCAGUCUUCCUCCUCUGAGGCUUUACCUUCUCCAUUUACUUGGUCCACGCUGUGCAGAUUUUGAUAAUUUUACAUUAAUCAGACGGAAAUAGAUUUUCAAAUGUUCAGGUCCUCUCUGUAUCCACCCUUCAGUAGCUUCCCUAACAUUCUCCAGGAGUUCCAUCUGGUUGAAGAUAAGGGAACGGUGGAUCCUCCCCAAGAAAAAGGUAUUAAACAGGGGAUACACGAGAAAGAAUUCAACUGUUUACUCCCACUCCUCGCCCCAACAGCAACCAGUUGAAGAACUACAUGACCGACUGUGAAAGCAUAUUAUCUAGAUUCCUUCUUUCGGCUUCCCAGUUCGUCUUACCUGCGUGAAACAUAGUGACUGAUCCUUCAAGAACCCACCCACCAAUCUUAUGCUUGACCGUUGUCUUGUCAGUGAUUAACUUUCUGUAAUCCCCAUGUUCAUGGACUGUGGUUUGUCUUAGCAUAUCAGGUAAUUUUUUUGAAUGAGCUUCCUGAUCGGUUGGCAUGCUCUCAGUUGAUCGAAUUAUCAAAUUUACUGGAAAUUUUCAAUCCAAAAGUCCGUUCAAUUAGGGGGGGGAAGAUAUAAUCUUCCAUUCCUGCACAUUCUGACUGCUGGAUUUAUUUUCUUCGUAGUGACUUCCUCUCCGAGGGAGAAAUGCCUCGUUUGUACCCACAGACAAUGGGCAUUCUGUAUGCGCUGAAGGAUAAAGGCAUAGAUGUGGCCAUUGCUUCACGUUCGCCGACGCCUGACAUCGCUAAGACGUUCCUGGACAACUUGGGCAUCCAAUCCAGCUUCGUGGCCCAGGUGAGCCUGCUGUAUCUGUCCUCGUAUCCAUGGGAUGACCCCUUGCCGUUGACCCAUAUGCCGUUGACCCUUAUUUUUCUUGUUCUGUUUGAAAAAGUGUGUAUUAUUCGUGCCCAUCGUUGACAUGGUGAGUUGUUGUUCUUCGUCGUCCUGCAACUCAGGAGAUCUUCUCCAGCUGGACGCACAAGACGGAGCACUUCCAGAGAAUCCACCGGAGGACCGGAGUGCCCUUCAAGUCGAUGCUCUUCUUUGAUGACGAGGACAGGAACAUUCAAGCGGUGAGCACUGAAUUGGGAUCUCUCUCUCUCUCUCUCUCUCUCUCUCUCUCUCUCUACCCAUUGACCCAGCUUCCAUUCAUCCGUCUCCCUCUCCCUCUCCCUCUCCCUCAGGUGUCUAGCAUGGGGGUGACGAGCAUAUACGUCCACAAUGGAGUGAACCUGGAAGCUUUCAGGCUGGGGUUGAGCACCUUCGCCCAGAAGUCGGUCACGCCCACCACAAGCUCCAGGAACUAG